Molecule: messenger RNA, 2679 nt
Organism: Ichthyophthirius multifiliis
Lineage: Eukaryota; Ciliophora; Oligohymenophorea; Hymenostomatida
Exons: 3
Source: RefSeq, a predicted model, not a curated record
AUGUAAACAUAUUCUGCCUAAAAUAUAAAUAAUUUUCGUAAAUAAAUUUCAAAUUUAUUUACCCAAAAAAAAAAAAUUGUAUAACUUCCUAGUUAAAACUUAAGUGCAUUUUCAAAUCUAAAAAAUUAAAAAAAAGACUAUUUAAUUUAAAAAAUUAAACAUAAAAUGGAUGAAAUAUUAGAAUCAUUUUAUGUAUUAAUAUUAGUUACUACAUUUACUAUAUAUGCCUUAUUUGGUGAUGACAUUCGAGUUUUUAUAACUGAUAAAGAAAAAGAUGAAAUUUUUUGGAUACUAUAUAUAAUAUCCAUUAUAAUUUUUAGUACUGAAAUAAUAUUAGCAUCAAUCUGUUAAAAAAAUUAUUUUAAUAGUUUUUUCUUUUAUUUAGAUACUGUAGCUACAAUUUCUCUUUUAUUAGAUAUUGGAUGGGUAGUCGAGUAUUUCUUCGAUAAUCAUAGUGCUACUUCAACAUCAUCUUCUAGCUAACUUUCUAAAGCUGGAAAAGCAUCAAGGGUAGGUACUAAAGCGGGAAGGAUAGUUAGAAUAGUCCGUUUAGUUCGGUUAGUUAAAUUAUAUAAACACGCAUAAUAGGCAUUAUAAAUUUAAAGCUAGAAUUUAAAAAAACUGGAGGAAGAAUAAUAGAAUAUUGGAAAGAAUUAAUAAAUAAUUAAACUUUAAAAACCUAAAACAUAAUUUUAAGCGAAGGUGCAUAAAUUAAUAUUAAAAAAUAGGAUUUAAAAACUUAUAAAAUAGAAAAAAUAAAUGGAAAAAAUCGAUACUAAUUUUAGAUAUAUAUAUUUCCAAAAUUCCUAUGUAUGUAAAUAAAAAAAUAUGAAUUAUAUUUCACUUAAACUGCAGUCAUUAAAUACGGAAGAAAUUCAUAAUAAAUAAACUAUUUAAUAUAAAGAAAAUGAUAAUAAUGAAAGAAAUGAUUAUAUCUCUGCAUAAUCAAAAAUAGGGAUCAAACUUUAAGAAUUGACUUACAAAAGAGUUAUUUUAUUAGUACUUUCAAUAAUUAUGACUGUUCCCAUUUUUUCAAUUGAAACAUAUAAAGAAGAAAUUACUAGCUACGAUAAUUCAUUAGCUUGUAUUUAUGAUUUUUAUUAAAAAAGUUAAAUAGAUAAAACUAAAAUUUUAUUCGAUAAAUAUAUUUCAUUUCACUAAAGUACUCAUUAAUGUUGUAAAAAAUAUCCUAUAAAUUCUAAUGAAGCUGAAACUGAUUAAGAACUUGAGAAAUUCCGUCACGAAGACAUUUACUACUAUACAUUUUACGACAAUUAAGGUAUUCUAGCCGGUUUUAUAAUAAUUGAUAAAACAAUUGACAGUGAGCUAAAUGCUAUUUUAGGAAUUGUUAGGACUAUUUUUGUAUCUUUAAUUUUAGGUUAUGCAGCUAAUUCUUUUUCAGUUGAUGUAGAAAAAUACGUAUUAUAACCGAUUUCUAAUAUUAUGAAAAAAUUAUACCGAAUUUCCCAAAAUCCCCUAUAGGCGAUAGAAAUAGAAGAAACAGAAACUUUAAUAUUGGAACAAUUAAAGAAUAAAAAAGAUAAAAGCGAUUAUAAAAAAAGCCAGGAAAUUUAAAAAUUUGAAACAGCAAUUUUAGAAAAUCUAAUAAUAAAAAUAGGAAAAUUACUUGUAAUGAGUUUUGGUGAAACUGGCUCUAAUAUAAUAUCAAAAAAUAUAUCAAAAACAGGUGAUAUUAAUCUUUUUUUUCCCGGAAAAAAAUUCAUUGGAGUAUUCGUUUAAUGCUAAAUCUAUAAUUUCGAAAAAAUAAUCAAUAUUUUACAAUAAGAUGUCCUUUUUUUUAUAAAUAAUAUAGCCUAAAUUGUACAUACAGUCACUGAUUCUUUAUCCGGGGAAUCUAAUUAAAAUUUAGGGAAUUCUUUUCUUUUAGUAUGGAAAAUCUCCUCUAAAAAUUAAUUAAAUUAAAGCCUUUAUGAACUUCCAAUUUAUUCUGUAAUCAAGACUUUGAUGGCUAUUAAAGAUUCCAAGAAAAUAAGGUAGCAUUAUAAUAAGUUUAAACUCUAAAUUUAUUACGGGUUACAUGUUGGAUGGGCUAUUUAAUGUACUAUAGGCUCUAAUUAUAAAAUAGAUGCACUUUAUUUAGGAAAAACAGUCAAUAUUUCUAAAAAUUUGGCUUAAUAUAAUUCUUAAUAUGGGACUUAGAUAUUACUUAGUGCAAAUAUGUAUACACAUCUUUCAAAAGAAUGCCAAAAAAUGAUGAGGAUAGUGGACAGAAUAUAUUUAAAUAAAUAUAAAGUGAAUAUAUAUACCAUAGAUUUGUACUUAUAUAAUUACUAUGGAUUUGAUAAAUUCGAUAAAUCACAUUUAAGUUCUAGUUUAAUAAAAAAAAGUAAGGUUUUGCACAAAAUACAACGGAAACAAUUCAAAGAAAAUAUUUAAUAAAGGAAAGUUUCAUCUUUAGAUAUCUUUCUAAAAGAUAAAAAUAUAUAAAAAAUAAGACUUUUAUUUAUAUAAAAUCCUUAUUUUUAUUCUUUAUGGAAUUAGGCUAUUUAAUUAUAUUUUUAAGGAAAAUGGAUUGAGGCGAAGUAUUUUUUCCUUUAAACUAUAAAUUUUUUCUAAGAAUUUAAUUAUAUAGAUUACCCUUCACUGUAUUUAUAUUAAUAUAUUUCAGAUUUUAAUUUUCAACCACCUCCUAAAUGGGAAGGAGCUAGAAAAUUAUGA